This is a messenger RNA of Solanum pennellii, 1307 nucleotides long. Its product is annotated as RNA-binding protein 1-like. Gene Ontology annotation, molecular function: RNA binding. NCBI's taxonomy places the organism in Eukaryota, Viridiplantae, Streptophyta, Magnoliopsida, Solanales, Solanaceae. The transcript is spliced from 4 exons. The record is from RefSeq and is a predicted model, not a curated record. The coding region runs from base 94 to 1206 and encodes 370 amino acids.
UAAUCCCUUUUUUUCCUCUCUUCUUCGAUUUGUCCGUUUAUAAAAGUUAAACUCUUCGAAUUUCAGUUUCAUAAUUAUUUCUCAUUCCCAUCCAUGGAGAGUAAUUGUGUGCAAGGGAAAAUAUUUGUUGGGGGAAUAUCGGCGGAGACAAGUGAAGAAGUACUUACGCAACACUUUAGUCGUUAUGGAGAAGUGGUGAAGUCACAGGUAAUUAAAUAUAGAGACACUAAUUGUGGAAAAGGCUUUGGUUUUGUUACCUUUGCUGAUAAUUCUCUUAUCGAUCAACUUAUUCAUCAGCAACACAUAAUCCUUGGAAGAACGGUUGAUGUUAAAUUAGCGAUACCUAAAGGUGCAAGCGGUCAAUGCCAACUUGGUUCAGAAUGUCCAAAUUUUCAAAGACAAGAUAGCAAUAACAACAGAAGAAAGAUUUUUGUUGGUGGAUUGCCUCUUAAUUUGUCGGAAGAAGAAUUUAAAACGUACUUUGAAAAAUUUGGAACAAUUUCACAAGUUAACCUUAUCUCCGACAAAGAAACCAAAACGCCUCGAGGAUUUGGGUUUGUUACUUAUGAUUCAGAAGAAUCUGUAACACAUGCAUUGCAAGAGAAACUUCACUGGUUGAUAAAUAAAUAUGUUGAGGUAAAAAAAGCAGAGCCAAGGGAACGGAGAGUUAUCAAUAGUAAUUAUCAUAAUUUUUACCCUGGCUAUGGAAUGUGGCAAAUUUAUGAUUGUAAUAAUGAAAUUUUUGCCCCUCAGUACUGCCAUAAUCAUACUAUGGUACCUACUAAUUGGACUAGUUCGUUUAAUCAUUUGGGUACAAAUCAAUUUGUUCAUCCGCAACCUAUUGUACCAUAUUUUACCCCUACAUAUCCAGUCAACUACUAUGGUUCAACGCAUAGGUAUCCAGUUAACUGCUACUGUUCAACACAUAAUCAAGUGGAUCAUAAUAGGGGCUCUUACUCAACCUUUGCUCAGAAUAAUGUGAUAAAUGAAGAGAAUGACCAAGAAUGCAAUAAUACCGAGGUUCAACUUGUUGGAGAUGGUUCACUUCCAGCUAAUGAGAGUGCAAAGUCACUAGAGAAAGAAACAGAUAAUGGUGGUGAAAAAGAUGACUUGAAGAAAAUUCUCCAUGAUAAUACGAAAGAAAAUAAUGAUGAAAUAGAUCACUUGGUGAAAAUUCUCCAGGUCAAUUCUGAAGAUGACACCUAAAGUACAGAAAAUUAAUGGAGUUUCAAGGUGCAUUUGAUAGAGUAUUUGAGAAAAUGUUAUUUAUCUUUGGGUUAAGACUCAAAGUCAUUUUUGAAUUUUCA